AAUCCGUCAUUCCAGUUCGAAGUGCCCGUCAUCGGAAAACCUCAGGCGAGGACAUCGGAUUCUUCAUCCGGCGAUCUCAAUCCUAAAUUCAAUGGCCGGAAAUGCUGCAAAAUCUGCGGUGAAGGCGAUCGGAGAGUACCAGUAUCCGUGGAGAGAGAAACUGGUAAAGUAUAAAGAUGAGUUAUCGAAGGGGGUAUGGGGUUACUGGGAACUUGGGGCAUGGAAGCCUCUAGGCAUCAGCGCUCGCCGUCGGGCCAGGCUGCGCAAGGAAGUCCUUCUUGCUGGGGAGGAUUGGCCGUACGAUCCGGAGAGGAAAGAGAUGAGGACCAAGAUGAAAGGGCACAAAUGCGACAGAAUUGCCGCUGAGAAACGGGCAAACACUGCAAAACUGAUGGAGAAAAUGCCGGAGAUGUUGCUGGCGUACAAGAAGCGCAGGUGGGAGAAGAAGAUGAAAGAAGAGGAGAAAAUGAAAGAAAAGGACUAAAGUAGUAAGCUUUAAGAGUUUGUCUUUGACUCUUGAAUCCUUGGGUUGAUUUGCAUUACUCUGUAACAGAAUUUGGAUGAAAAUCCAUGCUUUAAUUUUGCAAAAUUGGCUGAAUUGUGAAUCUUUAUGAAAAUAAAUCUUUGAGUGGGAGAUGUGAUGGUUCUAGCGAUGAAUGUAUGAUGUUUUAAAGCAAUGAUCUUUCUUUAGU
Rubroshorea leprosula is the source of this 692-nucleotide messenger RNA. The record is from the annotation of a GenBank genome assembly. NCBI's taxonomy places the organism in Eukaryota, Viridiplantae, Streptophyta, Magnoliopsida, Malvales, Dipterocarpaceae.